This is a messenger RNA of Leptosia nina, 1251 nucleotides long. The record is from the annotation of a GenBank genome assembly. NCBI's taxonomy places the organism in Eukaryota, Metazoa, Arthropoda, Insecta, Lepidoptera, Pieridae.
AUGAAUGUUCGACUCAUUGUUCUCAUUUUCGCCCUGAUCAAUGUAAAUUUUGUUCAAUCUCUAAGGCGGCGAGUAGUUGCGGCUAGACGAGGACAGGUGUCAAAUCCUGACGAGAAGCUCACCGUUCCCGCUAUAAUAUCCCGCCAUGGUUAUAUCUGUGAAACGCAUACGGUCGUCUCGCAAGGCUACAUGCUUCAACUGCACCGGAUUCCUCACGCUAAGUAUGACAACGCCGUUCCGAGGAAAACUGCUCUGCUGCAGCACGGUCUUUUCGGAAAUUCAGCUCAUUGGAUACUCAACGGACCACGAAAUAGCUUAGCGUACGUGUUAGCCGACGCCGGCUACGACGUGUGGAUGGCCAACAUCAGGGGCAAUAGGUAUUCCAAGGGGCACGCUUGGCUCCAGAAGGAUUCUCAGCAAUAUUGGGACUUCUCCUGGCACGAAAUAGCUAUACAUGACAUGCCAGCCAUCCUGGACUACAUCAAGGGAGUGAAGAGUGACAGUGAAAUCGCUUACGUAGGCCAUUCGAUGGGCUCGACUAUACUCUUCGCGAUGCUGUCGUCGAGACCGGAAUAUAAUUCCUACCUGGAGUCGGGGGUAGCUCUAGCUCCGAUGGCGUUUAUUAAGGAUAUAGAAUCCCCAAUAAUUUGGCUGUCUUCCACCGUAGAAACUGUAGCUCCAGUCGAGAUGAGACACGGUCGACACGAAUUUAGACCUGCUGUGUCGAGUUACGUGAGCGAUUUUGUUGAGCCUUGUACUCCCGAGCAUUUCAGAACAUCGUCAUGUAAAGACAUGUUGUUCUCCUUGUGCGGAGCCAACGAGCGGCAAUUCAAUAGUACAUUGUUACCGGUGUUCGUAAACCACUUGGAUAUGAGCACUUCCUGGAAGACGCUUCAGCAUUUCGCUCAGGAGCUAGACAACGAAGGCGAAUUCCAACUGUUCGACUAUGGAUCGAGUAACCGACGUAUUUACGGCACUAGAAAGCCACCAAAGUACGACCUUAGCAAAAUCAAAGUACCACUAGCCUUGUUCUGGGGGAUGAAUGAUUAUGUAUCGGUUGAAAAUGAUGUACAGAAGCUCUACGACAAAUUGAAAACCCCUAGUAAGAUGUACGCGGUUUCAGACCCUGAAUUCAGUCAUUUGGAUUUCCUUUGGGCGAAAGACGCCGAUGUAUUAAUAAACAAUAGGGUCUUGGUAUACUUAAACGAUGAGAAUAAGUUGGACAUUGAUGUCACCUCUUUGGAAUGGUGA